AUGCCAAAAAAAGAUUACUAUUCCUCGAAAAUAGCUGGUCAAAGAUUCAAUCCUAAAAAGGCUUGGAAAAGUAUAAACAACUUAUUAGGCAGACAAAACAAACCAACUGUAGUAAAUGAGCUGAAUGUAAAUGAAGAUAAUUUAACAAGUCCUGAAGAAAUUGCAGAGGGCUUUAAUAACCAUUUUUCAAAUAUUGGUCCAGAUUUGGCCAGCAAAAUUGAUACGUCAAAUUACAAUUUUGAAACAUAUAUUAAGGAUACUAAAUCAGAAUUUGCAGCAUUUCAGCCUGUUACUGUCAGUUAUAUCUGUUGUCUCUUAAAUGGGCUUUCUGGCAAUAAAGCAACUGGCAUUGAUAAGAUUUCUU
Molecule: messenger RNA, 364 nt
Organism: Paramuricea clavata
Lineage: Eukaryota; Metazoa; Cnidaria; Anthozoa; Malacalcyonacea; Plexauridae
Source: the annotation of a GenBank genome assembly